CCCUCUGCGAGCCCGGCUUCGGAAAGACGCGUGUUGGAUUUGGGAGCGUAAAACAAGAGGGGCGAGAGGCGAGCCUCGUCGCGACAGCAGGCGCGAGGAUAUGCUUUAAACGCGAUUCAGUGCUGCGAACAACGGAGUGGAGGAGAGGAGGCAGAGCAGCGAUAUGAGCCGCAUGUGUUUGAGCCUCCUCGCCACCGGCCAGCACAGACUCACUUUCACCUGUAUGAACGACCUUGCAAUUGCGACCGAAUUUUUCCCGACCACGUUAUUUCCAUGGAGGAUCAAUUUGUCGCUUUUUUCCGCGAGGGCUGAAUUCAACUCCCGCUGGUCUCGAGACACUUCUGAGCAGGAGAGCGAUGAAGGGAUGCUAGGAUUUCAGCCUCUCACCGCUCCUGGUGUGAUGCCACACUGCAGCCUGGCUUCCACAUCAAGUCUGAAACGUCACGCUCUUUUCUCUCUGAGAACGCAAGUGCCAUUUUAAAGCUUAUUGGAUGAAAGCCUCAUUUACCCCUGGCUGCCAAAGAUGACGCUGCCAUGGAAACUGCUUCUAUUGCUAUCAAUCAUCGACCGUCUGACAGAUUGUCUGGACAGUGCAUCAUACCACGGUCCGCGGUGGAGGAUGGAACCAGCCGACCUGUUCAUCCCCGUCGACUCCAUAGAAGAAGAAGCCACCCUGACUUGUGAUGCUAAGGGCACACCUUCUCCUCAGUACAGAUGGUCACUAAACGGGACUCUCAUAAAUCUGGGCCUGGAUCAUCGGCGGCGUCUGUCUGGGGGCAACCUCAUUAUAGGCAAUCUGGACCGCUACCAGGACGUAGGGAUGUAUCAGUGUAUGGCCUACAACACUGUAGGAGCUAUACUGAGCAGGAGAGCAAGUCUACAGUUUGCCUAUUUAGACCAUUUCAAAGUUCACACCAGAAGCGCCGUGUCAGUCCGAGAGGGACAAGGAGUGGUGUUACUGUGUGGAACACCCACUUCAUCAGGAGACCUUACAUAUGCAUGGGUCUUCAAUGAGUAUCCAUACUUUGUUCAACAAGACAAUCGGCGAUUUGUCUCCCAGCAGACGGGAAAUCUUUACAUAGCUAAGGUGGAGCCCUCUGAUGUGGGGAACUACACAUGUGUGGUGAUGAACAGCAUCACAAAAGGCAAGGUUCAGAGCUCGCCCACAUCGCUGAUCCUCAGGACAGACGGAGUGAUGGGCGAAUACGAGCCAAAAAUAGAAGUUAAUUUUCCAGAUAAUGUACCUUCUUCGAAAGGAUCAACAGUUACUCUGGAGUGCUUCGCCCUUGGGAACCCCGUUCCAGAAAUCACCUGGAGGAGGGCUAACGGAGUCCCAUUUCCCAGCAAAGUCAAAAUGAAGUAUUCAAAUGCAGUGCUGGAGAUCCCGAGCUUCCAACAGGACGAUACAGGAGGGUACGAGUGUGUGGCAGAGAACAAAAUGGGAAGAAACACAGCUACCGGUCGCCUGGCUUUUUACGCUAAGCCUCAGUGGAUCCAGACCAUGAAGGACACGGCAAUGGCCAUAGAGGAGAGACUGCACUGGGAGUGCCGGGCCAACGGAAAGCCCAAACCCUCCUACGCUUGGCUGAAGAAUGGCCAGCAGCUCCUAUCAGAGGACAGGAUCCACGUGGAGGAUGGGGUCCUUAUGGUGUCGCCGCUCACGCUAUCUGAUGCUGGCAUGUACCAGUGUGUGGCUGAGAACAAACACGGCGUCAUAUAUUUUGCGGCCGAACUAAUGGUUUUAGCUUCUCCUCCAGACUUCACGGGGAAUGUCCUCAGAGCUUUGCUCAAAGCCAAAGCUGGAACAACGGUGACGUUGGACUGCAAGCCCCAGGCCUACCCGACAGCAAGCAUUUUAUGGAAGAAGGGGAACCUUCCUAUCCACACCAACGACAGGAUCACACUUUCUCCAGACGGAACUCUGAAGCUGGCCAAUGUGAGCAAGUCGGACGCAGGCAGCUACACGUGCUUCGCCAGGAACAGAUUUGGGAUGUCAAGCACAACUGGAAGGCUCCUGGUUACGGAUCCAACCAGAAUCAUUCAGGGACCAGUGGACAUGGAGAUUAUUGUAGGGGAGAGCAUCGUGCUGCCCUGCCAGGUGGCCAGUGAUCCUGUCCUGGAUGUGUCCUUCUCCUGGGCAUUUAAUGGACAGCUCAUCACCAAGGGAGACGACCACUUCGAGCUUGUAGGCGGCCAGAGAACAGCCGGAGAUCUGAUGAUCAGAAACAUUCAGCUUUACCACGCCGGCAAAUAUAUCUGCGUUGUGGACACAGACGUGGAGAGCCUGUCGGCCGUAGCUGUAUUGAUUGUAAAAGGUCCUCCCAGCCCCCCGGAAUCAGUGACGGUGGAGGAGGUGACAGACAGCACGGCCCAGCUGGCGUGGAGCCCCGGCAGAGACAACGGCAGCCCCAUCACCAGCUACAUCAUCCAGACAAAAACUCCAUUUACUGUGGGCUGGCAGCGGGUUAAUACAGUUCCAGAGGUAAUUGAUGGCAACAUACACACAGCUACCGUGGUUGAUCUGAAUGCCUGGGUCGAAUACGAGUUCCGGGUAUUGGCCAGAAACGGCGUUGGAGUCGGGGAACCCAGUCCCGUGUCGGUGAAGACGAGAACAGAGGACGCAGUUCCAGAUGCAGCCCCAGGUGAUGUGGGUGGAGGGGGUGGAAGCAGAUAUGAACUGGUCAUCACAUGGGAGCCCGUCCCUGAAGAACUGCAGAAUGGCGAGAGCUUCGGCUACAUCAUUGCCUUCCGCGCCUUCGGAGAAGUCAGCUGGACUCACGUGGCCACCUCGGCCCCUGGCGCGUCCCGCUAUGUGUACCGUAAUGACAGCCUGGCGCCCUUCUCUCCAUUUCACGUGAAGGUGGGCACUUACAACAGCAAAGGGCAGGGCCCCUUCAGCCCCGUGGUCACCAUCUAUUCUGCAGAGACAGAACCAAGCGGAAUGCCAGCAGGGGUUUGGACCCGAAGUGUCACAGCCUCUGAGAUUGAGGUGAACUGGCAAGCUCUCACCAUCACCCCUGAAAGGGUUCUGGGCUAUGAGGUGGUUUACUGGGAGGAUGACACCAAACCAGAAACGAUGGGGAAGGUUAGAGUGCCUUGGAACCAAACCUCAGUCACAGUAAACAACUUGGCAGGAAACGCGCAGUAUUUUUUAACAGUUAGCGCCUUCAACACAGCGGGCACCGGUCCUUUUCUCCCUGCAAUCAAUGUCACCACAAAAAAGCCACCGCCUGCCCAGCCACCGCUGAAUGUAGAAUGGACCCUAAUUGGCUCUCAGCUGUCUCUUUACUGGGAGCCUGUGGUGGCAAUGGAAUCAGAGUCAGAAGUUACAGGAUAUCAACUUUCAUUCUGGAGACAGCGACACAAAGAGGUAAACACGUUCACAACGGCCAAUUCGACAGCAGACUUGACCCUCCCUGAUAAUGAGGACGACUACAUCAUUCGCAUUCAGACGCUGAGUGAGGGAGGACUGGGUCCAGCCUCAGACCCCAUACGAAUUCAUAGGCUGAGUAUGAGCGCCCGUGGCUCCAACGCCCUGAGUGUGGACACAUCCCCGCUCUCCUUGUUCUUCACCAUCGCAAUAUCUACGUUCAGGUCAAUGUUGUGACAAGACCUCUCUCUGCUUUGUUUUCCAACAUUUUUCUAUUGUUUCUAAAAGUAACCAUGCUUUUUUUUUUCUCUCUUUACUCUUUGUUUAGAGUUGACAGUUUUAUUGUGUUCUACAUAAAAUAUGAGGCAGUGCAAUAUUGGAGUGUGCUAUCAGACAGAAUUAAUUAACAUUAUUUGCUUGUCUUUAUUUAUUUAUUUUAUUUUAAUGUGGGUCUGACAUUUUGCCAGUCAGGAACAAUACUCCAAUUCAGCUCUUUACUUUGACUCUGAAAUAACACAGAUGCCUUACUUCCAUUCAUGUGCCAAAGUAGUUUCAGCCUUCUUCUUAUUAUUAAAAAGAUAGCUCCACACUUUUCUCAGCAUUCAGUUUCAUGCAGUUUACAGCCAUUAAGCACUCAGCGUACCUUUUGAGGGGCUCAGUGUGAGAUUUUAGUUUUCAUCUCUUGAAUUUUCUGUGUUCCUCUUCAUCCGAUCGCCUGAACAUGUUCAUUCACACAUAUGCUUGUGCCUUUGAAGUUUCUUGCAAUGGCCCCAAUUAUAGAUACAUCCAGCAGCCUGUUUUUAUAAGUACAUGCGCCAUUAAAAAUGGAUUGUGUUCCAGAUUACGGUCAUAAAACAUCUCAUUCUGUUCAGUAUUUACCUUAUCAUUAUCGCUUAACUGUGGAAAAAUUGAAUGUAGACUCCUUAAGGUUUUAAUGCCUGAAGAAAAAUAAAACUAAAAUCUGUACUUGACUUGGUAUCAAGAAACAUGUUCCUGCAAACAGCAGUAGGAGUAAUGCUGCGUAGCACAUGUGCCAAUUUGUUCUUAUUUCUUUCUUUUUUUCCCCAAGUUCUUAGGUAACAACAGAAGUCUCAAAUAUUUUCUUCCAAGUCGUUUGUUUGAAGUCAAAAUUUGUUCUAAAGAAUUUAUUCUCUUUUGCUGUUAAAUACGUGACAUUUUUUGUAUUUCACGUCCAUUUUAUUGGAAAGAAUGAAACAAAUGCUGUAUGAAACAGGCAUGUUUCAGAACACAGCUCUUCGGCUUCAGGGGAAAACCCCUGAGCCAAAACCUCAAUGAAAAUUUAGAGAAAUUGGCAUUUACUUCAAUCUAUACAGUGAAGAAACUGAUGAGUGAAAAGGUGUUAAAAAAAGGUUAAUAGAAGAGUAAAGGCUUUCGAGAAGCCUGACUCUGAAUAUCUUUGUUUUGGCUAAAUUUUACAGGAUAUAUGGACUAUAGAUAAAAGGACGGCUGAUUUUAAACACGCAUAAAACACACUGUUGUGGAUAUCCAGGGUUUGGAGCGAUAACCAUUCUCUAUCCUAACCUAACAAGCUCUGGAGGGAUGUUGAAAUGGCAUAUAAUACCUAAUUUCACAUUUUCUAAAUGAAGCAUUUGCCUAUCUACCUUAAAAAUUAAGUAAGACAAAGCUCUAAUGUCAACAGAUAGGGGUAGAUUGCCGUUAUUUUGCUCAGAUUUCACAAAUAUAGACUCAGAAAUGUAUUGUGCCAACUGUAGAUCUCAGUAAUAGAAGUCAACACUGGCCACUUUAUGAGGUAACCUGUUCAAGUGCUUGUUAACGCAAAACAAAUUCCACUCAUUUCAUGGCAGUAAUUUGAUGCAGUCUGGUGUCUAGACAAGAUGAAGAUGACUGGCUGGCUUUAAGCUGCACUCAAGAAAUACAAUUUUAGUGACUUUGAGUAUAGCAUGGCUGUCGGUGUACAUAGAGCUGGUCUGAGUAUCUCAUAAACUAUUAAUCUGCUGGGGUUACCACACAUCACCAUGUCUUGUGUUUACAUAGAAUGGUUUGGAGAUGGGGUGGAUGUCCAGAGAGGAGCAGCUGUAGGGAUAAAAAUGACCUUUUGGUGUCAGAGAGUUGGACAGAAUUGACACACUGGCUUAAAAUAGUAGAAGGGCAACAGUGGUUCAUGUGAACACCUUUUACAAGGCAUGCAGAAUACUAUCUCCAACACGUCAAACCUUGAAUCACAAACCUGAUGCUACAGUUUUUGCAGAUUGAUCCAGUGUGUGACUUCAGCUUGUAUGAUUCAGACUGCUGCUGCUGCAUGUGAUGUGACGGUGUGGUACACUCGGACCCCGUUAUUACCAAUUGACUACCUGAGCAGUGUUGAUGACCAUAUCCAGAUGACCAAUGCAAUUCUAAGGUGUACCCAAAAAGUAGCCAGUUUCUCCACAUAAAAUUGAGGGGGGCAAAAGUUUGUAGCGUCAUAUUAACACUUUUAGUUAUAAAUUCUUAACUUUAAGAAUCCAUAUACAUAAUAUGAAGGAGCAAGGGAAUGCAUUUAAACUUUUGGCACCAGUAAAGAUGGAUGUAGUCACAAGGAUUCUAACGUUUUAAUUUUGAGUGGCCAACCAGUGUAUUUCCAUGUUUUUAGAUGAAAGUUUGCUUGAGCUCAAAAAAAAAUAUGUUAGAGAAAUGUGACAUAACUGAUGAGAUCACAGAACAGCACAGUCCAAGAAGAGUCAGCAUUUAUAUUAUUAGAUUUAUAGUGAUAAAAAUAGCUUUGUGGCAUAUAACUGCAUCGAAGAACUGCCUAAUUAGCUCAUCUGAACCUUUUUAACCUGUACAUAAAUCAUACGGCUUAGCUAACUCAGUGGAAGACUGAAUUUUAAAACCCCUCAGGGCUUCGGUACUGUUUGACAUCAAGAAGCAGCAGUGACAAAGAACCCUCCUACUGUGUUCUUCUCACAUCUCCAGCAUUUGAGAAAAUAAUGGAAAUAAGUGUCACCAUGCAGAUGAACUGUCGUCUCCACCACAAAAUGACCUAACCCAUAAAUGAUUCCACAUUGUAGCUGCUUACACGUCUGUGUUAUUAUUAGUCCAGUUUUCAAGUGGCGUUACAUUUCGGACGCAACAAAUUUGGCACAUGGGCCUUUUAAAAAUGUCUUGUGGUUCAUUGAUCACCACGGCCACUAUUCUAUUAUUUACUUUGAUUCAAAGUUGGGGUUUUUUUGCAUCCCGAGCGUUAUCUGAGAUAUUGCGGCUAUAUCACAGAACGAAAUCAAGCAGACUGAGAAGAAGAAGCAAAAAAACAACUUCAGAAUUUGUGUGACUUUUCAUACCCAGUGGCUACAUCCAUCUGUUGUACCAUCUAGCAUUUUCUGUCACCAAAACCGAUAAUCCGCCGUUCACCUCACAUCCACUUCACACCCUCUUCACACCGCCACCAGGCAAGUGGAGGUGAGAAAGGGAGAUGGCUUUCAACUUCUUUCUCACUUGUUUUGGUAACAGAUCCCUGCAUUUACAACAGAGUUAAACGCUGCAAACACAAUUUUUUUUAAAAGGCUAAAUCGCUGUUGCCAUCUGUAUGUAAGCAGUUUUCACUGUUUCCUAAUAUAUGGGAAUUCAAAAUACUUGUGAAUAAAAUGCGUCAUGGCAGCUUCGUCUUAAAUGCAUACCCCUUGUCAACCAAUUUAAAACUCUUAGAACCCUAAUCCUUCUAAAUUACUUUAUCUCACAAACUAUAUGGUGAUAAGUUUUCCUUAUUUGAAUGUGAGGCCCAUUUCUUGCAUGCUUUUGUAUUUUUUUUCAUAGUGGGACUCAAAGUUUUUACACUUUAAUUUUACUUGUGUUAAUAAAUUACAUUUUAAUUGAAAACUACAUAUGAAAAAAAUAAGCAAGAUUUUCAAUUAAAAAAACUGUUUUGCUGUUGAUUUAUAAAAAAACAGAUAUGUUUUUGGCUUGAAUAGUUCGAUGACAGGCUAACUCCUUUUUGCACAAUUUGCACACAACAAUAUUCUUUUCCAGCAGCCCACCACAUCUUUUUUUAUUUUUUAUCAAAAAUUAAAACUCAGUUGGCCAAGAGCAGAGUUGUAUGCUCUAAACCUAAAACUAAAGUUUUGUACACAAAACAUAUAACAUCUUAAGUUCAUCUGCAACAACCUCUCAUGCACCACCUGUUUCUCUUGACAAAUUAGUGGUUUGUAUUUCUUACGUAACCUUGUUUAGAACCCAAAGCAUUUUUAAAAAAAUAGAUACCAAAUCUGUGCAGUUUCUAUCUAUAAAUUGAGAUAUGGAGUAUUCUGAAAUUUCAUACAAGUUAAUUGCCUGAAAUGUUUCUGUUCAAUGAAGUUGUGAGGUUUUUUUUUUUUGUUUUGCUUUGUUUUUUUUCUAGCUGGAAGGCUACAGUGAGACAUAAAUGUCUUACAUUGUUUCAUUUGACUGAAGUACAUUGGAACCUCGUUGAAGUCAUUGUUGCUUGACAUUUACUUGUUUAUUGUGCUGUUAAAAUCAAUUAUUUCAUUCUCAUUACCACCAAGAAACAUUUCAGGCUCCAUUUUAUUUAUUUAUUUAUUUUAUUUAAGCCCUCUGAUCACAACAUUUCAACAUAGCAACAUGUAUGUUAGAGUACAAAUGACUGACGGAUUUACAGGAAACCUAACAAUUCAUUAAUUAAUAUCAAGAGAAUAUUGGAACAGAACUUUCAGUGUUUCUCUGCUGGGCACCCAGCCGAAGCCAGCUGAUAUGCAUCAUCAUCAUCAGCCAUUAAAGUUUGGAUGAGACGUUCGAAAUGCUGCCAAUUGUGCCAGUCUGAAAACUGAAAUCUAGCCACCAGCUUCGACGUUAUUUGGAUAAAUCUAUGGUCAGCUGUGUUUUAAUACUUUGUGAAUCCGUUCUUUGUUGUCAGUUGUACUAUUGGCCUUUUUUUGUGUGUGUGUGUCGUUUGUGGCGUCACUGUUUGCAAAUGUACUUCAGUGAAAAACCACAGCCACCACCACUCAGGUACCCAGACCUGCUUCACUCUAUCAUGUAAAUGCUCCAAGGUGGCAGGAGCGAAUAGAUCAGAGAGGUAUUAGCUCAGAACACAAUGGGCUAUUUAACAGUCUGACUUGAAUUGAAAGCCUGACAUGUGCCAUGAUUUAGCAGACAUUAAAACAUCUUAAUAAAUUAGAGCAGGCCUGAGGGGUUUUGUUGGAAAAGGGCAUUCGACUAAUGGCACUAAUGACACCCGCACAAGACUAAUAUAUCAGAAUUUAGGGAGGACUAAAUCAGGAUGGUUCUUUCAAAAUGACACCAGAAAAGGUGUGAGCAUGAGACAAAAGACAAAGUGUGUGAGCGGGAUUGUGUGUCUUAUCACCUUAGCCUAUGGAGUCAGAGACAAGUGAUUUCAAGAGGACCAUAGUGGUGUUUAAACCUAAAUUCUUCAACCUCUGACAAUGCUUGUGGGCACAGAGUAAGUGAAGCAUCACGGACAUUCACGUAGAAUAAUACAAGGUCAGUGUCGGGAGCGCGCAAUGGAUUUGACCCAGUCAGGAGCUGACAGGUCUGCUUUUCUAUUAAAUGAUCGUAGAUUACCAGAGCAAGGCGACUAGAGGGAAAAUCCACAGAAUACAGUAAAUGUUGGGUGAAUUUUUCUGAUUAAACCUUGUUUUUGUUUCCUGAAAAUAUGUGUAAAUGACUCAAACUCCUUUGAAGUCUAAGUCUGGUUAGUUUUUUUGUUGUUUUUUUUCUGUGGCUUUCUGUGAAUGACAACCUAUGUAUGUUUUUUUUUUGUUUGUUUGUUUUUUGUUUUUUUAACCUCUGUGUUUUUAUUAAAUGAACAUACAUGCUUACAUGGGUACCAAAUGCUUUUGGCCGAUGUAUUGAUCAAACAAACUGAAAAAAGGCAACCUUUAUGUCUUUGAUACAUGGAAGCUUUGCCAGCCUCUUUGUUUUGUAAUGUAUUGGUAAAGUAGACAUGAUUUGAUUUGAUUUGGAUGUUUUCUUUCUAAAUGUUUGAUAUGGUUCCUAAUUGUUCCUGUUUUCUUUUUGUUUCUUCCAAAACCUCUCUGCACAAAGGCCAAGUGUUGUUCGAAUAUAAUAAUUAAGAUCUGUUGUUUUCCAAUAUGACAGCGAGUCUCUAUUAACUACUAGUACAGCAUCCUCCACAAUUAUCAGUCGAUGGGUAGGGAAAAAAAAGUCCAAAAUAAGUUCAUCUUUUAUUGCACUCAUAUAAUCUCAUAUUAAAAUAUACUUGUGUCCUCGUCCAGCCUUGUUUGUCACAGACUGAGGUGUAUAAACCUGCUUGCUUCCUGGAAGCAAAUGUGAGCUACUUGUUAUUUUCUGCGAGCAGGAAGUCAUAAAAUGCUAAUUAAAAGUUCUUAAAGACUCUACAACGUAAUAAAUCAAGUGUACAUAAAUAAAGUGUUGGGCUCUUAAAAAGUUACACUUUUAAUAAUGUGUUUAAUAACACUUUUAAUUGGGAGGAAAAAUUAGCUUUUUUGUUGACUUUUCUCUUUUGGUUUCGUUCAAUUUAAUGUCCUUUUUUUGAGGAUUUGGUGCACUCACCAUUUUCAGAUUGCUAUUUCUGUAUAUUGUAGUUAUAGCUAAGGAUUUAUCAUCACACUGCCUCAAAGCUUAAUUUCUUGAUCAGAAGGAGUAGUUGAAGAAUUUAAUCACCUGCCAUUCAACCAUUCUCACAAUGCAGCAAAUAUUUCUUAUUUAUGUUUGUUUAGAAGAUUGAAAUCAAAAUCUUCUUUUCAUGUAGAGGCACCUUGUUUAAGAUCACGUGUCUUUUAUAAUUAGGAUCAUUGUGAAAUCCAGAAAGCAUUGGAAAGUAGUUUUAUUUGGGAUGAAAUAAUUUUGGAAGGAAAAGCAAACAAUAAGUUUUCACCUCUAUCCAUUUCUUUUCUAGCAGGAUGUUUGUUUAAUAGCAAAAACAUGUUUUCUUGUAUUGUUGGGGUGUGGGGGGUUCAGCUUACAUUUGAAGUGUAAAGAACUGUAAGAUAUUUUCCAGUAUCUUAUGCUACCUUAAGAUAUUUGUUCUAAUUCACAGAUGUCUUAAAUAAUAAAAUACCUUACAUUCAUCCCACAGAAACUUGCAGAAAGACUGCAUUAAAAAAAAUGUUUUGGUUAGGUUACAUUUAUAUUGCAGAUAUUGCCAGAGUUGCCUAUGAUAAAACUAUUACUUAGAAAUCUAGAUUUUUUUUUUUUUUCCUGAGAAAAAACAUACUCUGAUCAAAAGCUCAAGUCAUAAUAAAUCUCUCAACUGUAGCAAAGGAUGAAUUUAUUUAAGGCUUUUUUUCCCCAUGUUUUAAGGACACCACAAUGAGUAAAUUUUGGUGUCCUAUUUCGAAUUGUUUCACUCACUCGAAGCUUGAAUUUGAAAAAUACAUGACUUCCACCUUGCAGCGGCUGCUGACUGUGUCCUUUGGUGCACUGUUCCAAAAUGUUGCAAGGUUGUCAAACUGAUGAAAUAGACCACAAAUACAAAACAUUUUGUGAUUUUAUAAAGUUUUUCCAUGGUUUUUUUUUUCUUUUCUUUUUUUUUUUUUUUUUUGCAAUCAGUAAACUUGAUUGUAAAGCAGUAUGAGAUACUUUAAAUUUAUAAUUUGUAAAAAAUGGUCAAACUAACUGAUGAUUGGAGCUCUGGGUAACAACGCUUGGCCUUUUCUUAUUUGUGACUCCUCAGUAUUUUUAUGUCCCAGUGAUCUCUGUGAGAUCCUCAGACUUUUUCACAUUGAAAAGUGAACAGUUAAUCUUGAUAUGCGGAAGAUGUGCAUGUAUGAUAUUGUUUGGUGCAUUUGUGUUUUCUAAACGAGGGACUUAAUAAAAGCAGUUCACUGAG
Molecule: messenger RNA, 11153 nt
Organism: Poeciliopsis prolifica (blackstripe livebearer)
Lineage: Eukaryota; Metazoa; Chordata; Actinopteri; Cyprinodontiformes; Poeciliidae
Gene: cntn3a.2
Product: contactin 3a, tandem duplicate 2
Exons: 25
Coding region: 524-3607 (1027 amino acids)
Biological process (GO): cell-cell adhesion; brain development
Molecular function (GO): cell-cell adhesion mediator activity
Source: RefSeq, a predicted model, not a curated record